Messenger RNA from Aspergillus wentii DTO 134E9, 1669 nucleotides. RefSeq lists its product as uncharacterized. The coding region runs from base 1 to 1482 and encodes 493 amino acids. Lineage: Eukaryota; Fungi; Ascomycota; Eurotiomycetes; Eurotiales; Aspergillaceae. The record is from RefSeq and is a predicted model, not a curated record. Gene Ontology annotation, molecular function: transmembrane transporter activity. The transcript is spliced from 3 exons. Gene Ontology annotation, biological process: transmembrane transport. Gene Ontology annotation, cellular component: membrane.
AUGAAAGAAAUAAACGCAAUCGAGACAGCUUCGCCGGUCCAACACGGAGAUGCAGCGCUCGAAUUCCUGGCCCAUGAGAAGCAGGUUGGAGAGAUUGCGAGUAUCACUGACACCCGCAAGCUGCGAUGGAAGAUCGAUCUUGCCAUAAUGCCCAUACUCGCUGUGAUCUACUUUUUGCAGUAUCUCGACAAGACAUUGCUCAACUAUGCGGCAGUCAUGGGAAUCAAGGACAACCUCAAGGGAAAUGAAUACAACAACCUCGGAACCAUCUUUUACGUGGGAUAUCUUGUUGCGGAACCGAUCACGGCAUACCUGAUGCAACGACUGCCAAUUGGCAAGUAUCUGGGCAUUAAUGUGGCCUGCUGGGGCAUUCUAGUUGCCUGCCAUGCCGCAUGUCGCAGUUAUGUCUCUUUGAUGAUCGUGCGAGUUCUGCUGGGUGUGUUCGAGGCCUCUGUCGCUCCAGCUCUCAUUCUCAUCACCGGUAUGUGGUGGACGAAACCAGAACAGUCCCGACGCAUGGGCCUGUGGUAUAUGCAGAUUGGAGUCGCACAGAUUGCCGGUGCAGGCAUUUCGUAUGGGUUUCAGCUGGUCCACUCUGCCCAGUUGGCAAACUGGCAGAUUCUCUUCCUCUGCAUGGGAUGCAUAACAACUGCCGUUGGGAUCAUGGCCGUUUUCCUCCUGCCAGAUACUCCGAUGACAGCCUGGUUUCUCAGUGACCAGGAGAAGAUUGCUGCCGUCGAGCACGUUCGAGCCAAUCAAACGGGUAUCGAAAACAAGCAGUUGAAGCCAUAUCAGGUUCUCGAGCUCCUCACCAAAGAUAAGCAGACGUGGCCUUUGUUUUUCAUCACGGUCCUUGCGAUGAUUGACAAUGGUGCCGUUUCCAAUUUCUCAAGCAUCAUCAUUGCGACUUUCGGGUUCUCCAAGCAGAAAACAACCAUCAUCCAGAUGCCUUCGGGGGCUGUUUCGAUUAUCGCUACCUUUAUUGCCAUGUACGUCAGUGCACACGGCUACCGCUCCUGCAUGAUCGCCAUCAUCACGCUGCCCAGUAUUCUGGGUGUGGGAUUGCUGCUCGGCCUAGGAAACUCGCAUAAAGUCGGCAUGCUGUUUGGUGUUUAUCUUCUUAACUCGUGUCCGGCCAUGUUGCCGAUCAUCUACAGCUGGAAUUCUGCCAAUACGAGUGGAUAUACCAAGCGUGUGAUGAGAAAUGCCUUGACUCUCAUUGCCUUUUGUGUAGGCAAUCUCAUCGGCCCCCAAUUGUUCCAGUCGGGUGAUGCACCAAACUAUAAGCCAGCCAAGAUUGCUCUUGUUGUAACCAUGUCGGUUGUGGUCAUCCUCGCCUUUAUCCUGCAGCGCCUUGUCGUAUGGGAGAAUGCCAAGCGGGAGAGCGAACAGGCACAUUCCACACAAGAGGCUGAUGAUCUUGAUCUUGGCUUUUCGGACUUGACAGAUAUCGAGAAUCGGCAAUUCCGAUACUUGUAUUAGGAGGCAUGGGGAUGUGUCAGAUCAAUUGAAUGUGUCUAUAAAUUGUCAUUUCACCUGAACGAAAACACAAGCAUUGGAUUGUGGUAAUUUUAUAGGAGCAUAGAUCAUGUGCAUGUUAGAUAUAGUGGACUAAGCAAUGCACUAUAUAUCAAUGAUGUAGGGUAGUAUUAGAGUAUUUCUAUGGGCU